This is a messenger RNA of Callorhinus ursinus (northern fur seal), 2091 nucleotides long. It is a transcript of the gene SLC28A3, whose product is annotated as solute carrier family 28 member 3. Gene Ontology annotation, biological process: purine nucleoside transmembrane transport; pyrimidine nucleoside transport. Gene Ontology annotation, molecular function: purine-specific nucleoside:sodium symporter activity; pyrimidine- and adenosine-specific:sodium symporter activity. NCBI's taxonomy places the organism in Eukaryota, Metazoa, Chordata, Mammalia, Carnivora, Otariidae. The record is from RefSeq and is a predicted model, not a curated record. Gene Ontology annotation, cellular component: plasma membrane.
AUGAGCAGCAACGACGUUGUAGAGCUGGAGAGUAUGACAGCCCCCCUGGCUGAGGGUUACAGCAACACCGGCUUCCAGAAUGAAGAUGACUUUGACGAAAGCCAGAACACAUCUGGAAACAACUCACUAAGGUGUAGAGUUGUGCAGAACAGAGAACACAAAGCCGCCAAGCAGGACGAAGAGCAAGUCACCAUUGAGCAGGAUUCUUUAAGAAACAAAGAAGAUGAGGAGGAUGAUCCAGAGACACAUCAAAAAGGGUAUCUGGAAAGGAAGUAUGAUACAGUUUGUGAUUUUUAUAAGAAACACAAAACCACCCUUUGGUACAUCAUCUGGGGCAUCUUACUACUAGGUUACCUGGCGAUGGUGAUUGCAGCUUGUGUGCUAAACUUUCAGAGAGCCCUUCCCCUUUUUGUGAUCACCGUGGCCGCCAUCUUCUUUGUGGUCUGGGAUUACUUUAUGGCCAAAUAUGAGCAUCGAAUCGAUGAGUGCCUGUCUCCUGUCAAAAGGCUCCUAAACAGCCAUUGGUUCUGGAUGAAGUGGGUGAUUUGGAGCUUACUGAUCCUGGGAGUUAUUUUGUGGCUGAUCUUUGACACUGCCAAAUUGGGUCAACAGCAGCUGAUUUCCUUCGGUGGGCUCGUAAUGUACAUUAUCCUGAUAUUUCUAUUUUCCAAGUAUCCAACCAAAGUUUACUGGAGGCCUGUCUUCUGGGGAAUUGGGUUACAGUUUCUUCUCGGUCUCUUAAUCCUAAGGACUGACCCUGGAUUUAUGGCUUUCAAUUGGUUGGGCCAACAAGUUCAGACCUUCUUGGAAUACACUAACGCUGGUGCUGAAUUUGUCUUUGGUGAGACAUACGCAGACCACUUCUUUGCAUUUAAGGUCCUGCCAAUUGUGAUUUUCUUCAGCACCGUAAUGUCCAUGCUCUACUACCUUGGAUUGAUGCAGUGGAUCAUUAGAAAGGUUGGAUGGGUAAUGCUCGUUACUAUGGGAUCAUCUCCUAUUGAAUCCGUAGUUGCUGCUGGCAAUAUAUUUGUUGGACAGACAGAGUCUCCACUGCUAGUCCGACCAUACUUACCACACAUCACCAAGUCUGAACUCCACGCAGUCAUGACCGCUGGGUUCUCGACCAUUGCUGGAAGCGUGUUAGGUGCAUACAUUUCUUUUGGGGUUCCACCCUCCCACCUGUUAACCGCCUCAGUCAUGUCUGCACCUGCGUCAUUGGCCGUGGCUAAACUCUUUUGGCCUGAGACAGAAACACCUAAAAUAACCCUCAAAAAUGCCAUGAAAAUGGAAAGUGGUGAUUCAAGGAACUUCCUAGAAGCCGCAACACAGGGAGCAUCCUCAUCCAUCUCCCUGGUGGCAAACAUAGCUGUGAAUCUGAUUGCCUUCCUGUCCCUGUUGUCUUUUGUGAAUGCAGCCCUGUCCUGGUUUGGAAACAUGUUUGACUACCCACAGCUGAGUUUUGAGGUAAUAUGCUCCUACAUCUUCAUGCCCUUUUCCUUCAUGAUGGGAGUAGACUGGCAAGACAGCUUUAUGGUUGCCAAACUCAUAGGCUAUAAGACAUUUUUCAAUGAAUUUGUGGCUUAUGAACACCUCUCAAAAUUGAUCAGUUUAAGGAAGGAGGCUGGACCCAAAUUUGUGGAUGGUGUGCAGCAAUAUAUGUCGGCUCGUUCUGAGACUAUUGCCACCUAUGCUCUCUGUGGCUUUGCUAAUUUCGGUUCCCUAGGAAUAGUGAUCGGUGGACUCACAUCCAUGGCUCCUUCCAGAAAGCACGAUAUCGCCUCAGGGGCAAUGAGAGCACUGAUCGCGGGGACUGUCGCCUGCUUCAUGACAGCCUGCAUUGCAGGGAUACUCUCCAGCACCCCCGUAGACAUCAACUGCCAUCACGUUUUAGAGAAUGCCUUCAACUCCAGUCCACCUGCAAACACAACCAAUGUGGUAUCUUGUUGUCAAACUCUAUUGAACAGCACUAUUGUCAACGGCCCUGGUGAGGUCAUCCCAGGAGGGAACCACAGCUUGCCUUCUUUAAAGGGCUGCUGCAUGUUAUUGUUGCCACCAAUGCUGAACUGCAGCUGGAUCUCUAAGGCAUUUUGA